AAGAAAUACAAAAUGUUGAAAAAAAAACAAAUUCGACUACGAAUGCCACAACAAAGUAAAAUAAUAAAAUAUGGUAGAGCAGAAAUUACGAGCUGGUGAAAAAACGUAGAAAUGGUGACCACAAGUAAAAAAUAAGCAAAAGUCUGGUGUUGCGAAGAAAAUUAUGAUAUACAAAUUAAAAUUUACUUUCUAAUAUAUAUAGGAUUUUGUUUUGUAGGUUUAAGAAGUGAGGAGACUAACGCAUAGCUUUUGAACGCUGUAACAUGUAAAAAUAUGCAUUUCAAGAUGUCGUAAUUAACUAGGAUAUGGAUGCUGCAUCAGAACUUAAAAUUAAUCCGACAACAAAAAAUUUAAUAACAUUGUAAAAUAGAUUUGUAUAAUAAUCAACACUUCAUAUACCUACAUCAUAUAUCUUAAAUCACGUCAGUGCACAAUAACAAAAACUACUCAUAAAAAGAACAAAAUAAACAUAAUAAUUUCUGUAAAAAAAUACGCAUAAAAAUAAAGAAAAAAAUGACCGAGAAAGAAAUGCAAGCACACGAUUUCGUGCGGCGGCGUAACUGGUCGCGUGCCGUUUCGCUCUACGACCAAAUUUUAGCGCAAAUCUCGGCAGCUGCUGCCGCCGCCACAAUCGCCUCCGCCAAUGGCAACAACACCGCGGGUAAUAACAAUAAUGCAGCAUUGGCGCGUUCUCAAAAAGAUCGGCAAAUUGCCUGUCUAUUGGGCCGUUGCGUGAUGCUAGAGCUGAACCGCUAUGAGCAGUGCCUCUCUGAUGCGCGCAAAGUGCUGGCACUGCUUGCUGAUCAGUCGGCGGAUUGCUUGGCAAUGUAUCACGUGCGCGCCGUUGAGCUCGUACAUGCGCUAUGCAAGCUGAAAAAAUACAAUGAAGCUGAGCAACUGCUUCGCGAGUGGAUCGGCGAAUUGAGCGGCCAACAAAGUUUUUUAGAUAUUUCCAAAACACUGGAACGAUACAAAUCGAUCAUUCAAAUGAUUAACGGGCACAAGUCCACACAGAAGAUCUCACAAUCGCGUCUUGAAGACGAAAUGUCCAUAUUGGAUACAAAACUUGAUCAUUGGGCUACUAAUAAUCUGCCUUUGGACAAGUAUAGCAAGUUGCUGAGUAACAAAGGACUGAAGAAGACGCGUGAGGGUGGCAGCGAACGCGGUGGCGGUGAUGGUCGUGGUAACGGUGGCAAUAACUCUAAUAAUAUUGGAGGCCCUGGUCAACAUAAUGGCUCUCUAGGUAGCGGUGGUGGCAGCAGUAGUAUAAGUAGUAGUAGCAGUAGUGGAAGUGGCAGUUCUACAACGAUACUGCAAAAGACAACCGAUCUGUUGGCCGCGAUAAAAGUGACUGGCGGCAAGCAUGGCAUACCAAAUAUAGGUGUAGCCGCCGAAGAGAAUGACAAUGCCACUUACUGUUCCUACUGUGCUAUUAGUUUUGAAACACGUAAUGAAUUGCGGCAACAUUGCCAAACUGAACGCCAUCAGAAUGUCAUCAUGUCGUACGAGGGACGCGAUUGGAAGUGGAGGCCACCACCUCGCGGCUACACAUUGGAUUCAUACAGCUUGUGCGAGGCGUACCAAGAAUCACAGACGUGCCAUUAUGGCAAUCAAUGUGUUGAAGCGCACGGACAGGACGAACUAAAUGAGUGGAAAGAACGCUUCGAGUAUAGGCGCAUGCGUCUGCAGAAAGCCAGUGAAAAGGAGCUCUAUGGCAAGUCGUAUACAGAACAAAUAUUAGACCGGUGGAUACAAGCUACGGCACCCGAGCGCAUAAUGUGUGAGAAAGUAGAUGGCGUGGAAGUACGUUGCGAACAAGAAUUGGUAACGAGCAUCAGUUCGAAAAGCUCGAAACGUGAAUGGAUUUUUGUGUUGAAGUCAUCUCGCGUAUUGCGGGCCGUUGCAUUGUUGCAAGAUGCACAUCGCAAUCAUUUCGCCAUCACAGGCAUUAAAGUGGACAGUGCGGCGACUAUUUUCGAUCUAAAAUCUAAUCAAGAAUGGGUAUCUGCAACUCAUAAAGUGUCGCCAGGUGGAAAAGAUUCAAUGAAACCAGGAGGAGAGUUCAACGAUACAACGCUGUCGGGGCAUAGCAAUGCGACAACUGAUGUGCAAACCUCAAUGCUGGAACACAAAGUGACUAUAGAAUUCCACACAGAUAUCUAUGGUACUUUUCGCCAAACGGUAUGCUUUGACUUGGGCACCGAGCCAUUGCUUGUGCAACAACUUUGUGUCGAUGUAGUACCCGUUGGUGAUGCCGAGCGGAUUGAGGAGAUAAAACGCGACAUCAUCAACAGUUCGGUAACACGUUGGGAUAUAUCCAAUACGAAUUUAGUAAAAUUCGAGACCACCAUUGGUACACAUCUGAAGACUGAAGCCUAUUUGAAUGAUCUGAAGCACGAAAAAGAGAUGCUCGAACGGUAUCCUUGCCCACGCGCGCAAACAUUCACGUUGACGCAGUCUACUAUUGUUGAGAAGCGUCUCACUCAGCAUAACUAUCGAUCUCGCAUACAUGAAUUACUGUAUGUGGAAGAGAUUGCACGUUACGAGCAAAUUGCGCGCUACAACGUGCGCACAAAACUGACUGUGACAUCCAAUUAUAUACUGACGCCAGCGGGCAUGGCCACUAGCACAGCUAAAUUUUCACUUACGGGUGAAUUAUUUGCAUUAAUGCGGCUGGGUAAAGAUAUUUCGGAAGAUACAUCAGCUGGACGUUUGAUACUGUCAAAUUGCUCUAGCGUUUAUAUAAGUGCUCCCGAAGAACUGCACGUACUAAAGGAUCGAAAACGCAAUGUUUAUGAGGCCACCAUCGAAGAUAAGGGCAAGAAUGUGAUCUAUCUAAAACUAUCCGCCAAAUGUGUGGAUGGCAUGAAUUUGAAGGCUGACACCGAAAUCGAAGUAGACAUACAAUUUCAACUGAAUCGCUUGCCGUACUGUGAAUGGCACAAUGCAGUUGAUAAAAUAACUGAUUUCAAGAUAAUAUUUCCUGCCACAGAAAUUGAACCGAACAUACCGUGGACACCGAAAAAGCAGUGGUCGGAUGCUUGUGAGCCAAAGUUAAAUGCGAAACAACGCGAGGCCGUAAAUGCCAUCACUACAUCUCUAAGCAUUAAACUGCCGCCCAUUUUACUGAUCGGUCCAUUUGGCACUGGUAAAACAUAUACGCUUGCGCAAGCGAUAAAGCAGCUUU
Messenger RNA from Rhagoletis zephyria (snowberry fruit fly), 3187 nucleotides. Its product is annotated as probable helicase with zinc finger domain. Gene Ontology annotation, biological process: regulatory ncRNA-mediated post-transcriptional gene silencing. Gene Ontology annotation, cellular component: P granule; cytosol. Gene Ontology annotation, molecular function: protein binding; nucleic acid binding; zinc ion binding. Lineage: Eukaryota; Metazoa; Arthropoda; Insecta; Diptera; Tephritidae. The record is from RefSeq and is a predicted model, not a curated record.